This is a messenger RNA of Colletotrichum acutatum, 1270 nucleotides long. Its product is annotated as Metallo-dependent phosphatase-like protein. The record is from RefSeq and is a predicted model, not a curated record. Lineage: Eukaryota; Fungi; Ascomycota; Sordariomycetes; Glomerellales; Glomerellaceae. The coding region runs from base 110 to 1270 and encodes 386 amino acids. The transcript has 2 exons. Gene Ontology annotation, molecular function: hydrolase activity.
CAAGAAAGACACCAGGAGCGACCGAGGUCUGUAGGGUCAGAGGAAACAUAGCCAUCGCUGGUAUCGCGAUAUCCAUGCCGUCCGCACUGACAUAUUUCCCGGAGUAAAAAUGCCAACAAGUUUAAACUAUCCAGUCGACCAAGGCAAUUCACUUCCAAUACCCUACAUUCAGCUCCACAACAACGAUAUCAUGUCUACCACAAUCCAGACCAGAUUCCUCGUCAUCUCAGACACUCACGGACACACGUUCCCACCUGAAAUGAUUCCUCUUGUACCUAUUGACGUUCUAAUCCACUGCGGCGACCUUACUGACCACUCCAAAAUGGAUGAAUACCGCCGAACCCUCGCCAUGCUCAAGGCCUUCAAGGCGCCACUCACGCUCGUCAUCUCAGGUAACCACGACUUCUCCCUCGACGCCGUAGCAUUCAAAGCAAAAAUCGAAGAAGCCAACCGCCUCAACGGCGAGCCAAUCGAGGCAGAUCUAGUGGAACGGCAUUAUGGCGGACACGGACUGGCCAAGAAACUCUUCGCCGACGCCGAGAAGGACGGUAUUAUUCUCCUGAACGAGGGUACGCACCAAUUCGCGCUGGUUAACGGAGCUAGGCUUCAAGUCUACGCCAGCCCGUACACGCCAUCGUCAUCUUCAUCAGAAGGCUGGGGCUUCUCCUAUCAUGAAAGCGAGGGACACGAAUUCCACAUCCAGACGGACACGGAUAUCGUCAUGACGCAUGGUCCGCCUCAUGGGGUGAUGGACAUGUCUGCGGAUAAGAAGCGCGUCGGCUGUCCGCAUCUCUUUGCUGCUGUUGCAAAGUCUCGACCUCGCUUGCACUGUUUCGGACAUGUACACGGCGGCUGGGGAGCGAAGAACGCAGCUUGGCGCCCCGAGAUCUCCGAUAAACCCUCACAUUUCAGUAAUACUGACCAUGAGAAGUCUGAGCUGGUUGAUAAUCUCGCGACGCUCGGAGGUACCCGGUUCGAAUCUGAAGAAGACAGGAAGAUGAGGGAACGGAGACUCGAGCUCUACAGGGUGCAACGAUACUGUAGGGCAGGACAUCUUCGUAAUGAAGUGAGCUCGGCGGAGGUCAAGAGCACCAUGUUCGUCAACACCGCGCUCGAGGCAGACGGUGAAUUGCAACGCUACCCCUGGAUCAUCGACAUUGACCUGUCGAAAAGCGAAGCCGGCAGAGCACCUAGGACUGAGGGGAAGAGGAGGCGGGAGGAAUCGACUCAAGAGCUCGAAGAAGCAAGGAAACUCUCAGAUAGAUCAUAG